AUGGCUCCCGCUCGGCAUCAGAGACAUAAAAUUGGAGCCAGUCGGCGAAGGAGAGAAGAUGAUGGUGAGGAUGAGGGCUCUACAGCAGGAGAUUUUGAGGAUGACUCGAUGAGUGAGGGCUCGUUACCGAGCCAUCUGGGCGAUGAUGAUGAUGCCGACGGCGAGGGCAGUGAUCUCAGUGAAGAUGAUGACGCAGUCGAUAGGAGGAACGGACACAAGCGUGCGGAUGGUCAUGGAGAGCAGGAGAAGUUGAGCGUUCCGCUCAAGCCGACACUGACGGCGACAGUGUCCGACACAGAAGCGAUGAUGAACGGGCUAAGAGUGUCCGAGUCGGCAGGAGAGGUGACAGAAGAGAUACAGUUCGAUCAGUUGAAUAAACCAGAAGACAAGAUUGGGAGGGCGCCAUCCGCACCGCCGGCUGAAUCGAGGCGGGAGACGUUUGCUGAACGAAAACGACGAGAGCAUGAGGAAUACAUCCGAGCCAGGGAUGAUGAUCCUGCUUUUGUUCCGACGCGGGGAGGAUUUUUCUUGCACGACAAGAGGUCUACGGAUGUGUCAGCAAAUGGGCAUCGGUCCCAUGUCAACAGGUCCAAGUCGCGGCCGUAUGGACUGAUUGUGGAUGGGAACGUCGGACGACGCCAAAAGCCCGAUGCUAGUGAUGGACAAUGGACGCACGAUCUACAUGAGACGGUUGUCCGCGAUAAUGGACAGGCCUUUACACCUCCUUCCUAUUCUCAUUAUAACAACAACAACAACAAUGCGAGGUUCACAAAUGGGUCAGCCGCUGUGUCUCUUGCUCCUCGAUCUUCACCGCCAAAUCGCUCAUUUUCCACAACGUUGAUAAUUGGAAAUGUGCCUGUUCGGGUGUUUCUCCCAGGCAUGGAAACCCCAGUGUCGUUCGCUGCAGUUCGCAAGCGCCAGCAUACUCGCUUACCACAACACCGCCCUCCGUUGCGACGGGACAAGCCUGUGCGGAUCUCAUUGCCAGGUGCAGCACCUAAAUACGUUCUACCUGCACCAGAGCGCUCAUUCAUCUUCAUACCCCGUGCACUACGACCAAACCAACAAUCUUACCGAGGACGUGGACGUGGCGGAGGAUACUAUAGUGGCCGAAGACCCAGCCUUUAUCCAGGUUCAACUUACUCGCCCAGCUUAUCUAUGAGCCGCAGGUCGUCGGUCCGAGAAGGUAUGCAUUCACCGGCAGGCUCGGUGCUAUCAAGACAGACCAUUGUGACUGGCGAUAAGAAGCCGAUUGUUCGUCUUCCACCGGUCGUGCGCCCACCUGGACCUCCCAUCACUGGUGCGGUUGUAACAGGCGUUCCACCGCUUCCUGUCUUACCGCUCAACACAGCAUACCGGGAAAGCCGGGGGCCGAUCACUAUGCACCAGCCUCGACCGCAGAAAACGGUGUCUGUGGCUGAUAUCGAGAGUCCUGCAAGCUUCAAUUUCAACCUGCCCCAACCACAACUUGAACAGCCGUUCCACCAGCAAGUUCUCGGCAUGGUGGCAGCUCCAGGCUAUGGAGCAGAUGGAGCAUAUAUGCACGGACGCCAUCCGUCCCACCCCAGUCAACCGUCGAGCACGCCUCUUUCGCAUAUCCCCGAACGUGCCAUCCAUGCGCCGCCUUUCCAGCCCUACGGAGUUCCUGCUCAGCCGGCAUACUUUGCCGGUGGCUAUCCUCCAGCGGCCGCCGUAUACUAUGCUGGCGAAUAUCCGCAUUACACACCGCCCGCUGCUACCUUUGUCCCUCCUCCGCCUCCUCCUGGUCCUCCUUCAGGGGCCCAACCAUACGUUUUCCACGCUCCGCCUCCGCCUCCGCCGCCAGCUGCUCCUCCACACACGUCUGGGGGCGAGCAAGCCCAUACGGUGGCCCACGAAGCCAAUGGCACAGUCUAUUUCUAUGAUGCGCAAGAGUUGUACCACCCUCCCAAUGCGCCGUAUCAUGGGAGUGGGGGGGUAGUCGGAAUGGGGGGCAUGAUGACGCCGCCAAGUACGACGUAUUAUUAUCCACAGUCUUCAGGGCCUGUCUAUUACACGACUCAGUGA
Molecule: messenger RNA, 2046 nt
Organism: Talaromyces atroroseus
Lineage: Eukaryota; Fungi; Ascomycota; Eurotiomycetes; Eurotiales; Trichocomaceae
Exons: 2
Coding region: 1-2046 (681 amino acids)
Biological process (GO): mRNA processing
Cellular component (GO): exon-exon junction complex
Molecular function (GO): mRNA binding
Source: RefSeq, a predicted model, not a curated record